UGCACAUGGCUUAUCCUCUGAACAUCAAUUAAAACCAGUUAUGCUUUUGAUCUAUGUCCAAUCAAAUCGGGCAAAGCUCUGCUCAGUUAGAACUGUGCAGAUGUUGGAUGAUUAGUUUUUCGCGAUACUUCAGUGAUUAGGGAGUUUUUUUUCCCGUAGUCACUAGUUCCGUUUGCUUCUUUAAGUGGCAAUUAAGCACUUGACUCUGCCCAACAUCGCUUCAUCUAGACGCUACCAGUGGCCAAAUAUGUCGGUGAUUAGUUCUCGUUAAGAGUUUUCAGCUGUAUAUACAAUAGUUCGAAGACACACACACACAUUGAUCACUUUACAAUGGAGGAGCGAGUUUAUAGCAACGACCUCACUUAUCCCAAAGAAGCAAAAAAGUGUUUGGUAUACAGAAUUUUUGGACAAGUACCAGCCAGGCUAGUACUCUAUCUCUUAUCAUGGUCCGGUUUUCUGGUUUCUUUUAUGAUGAGAAACGACAUCAAUCUAGCUAUUGUGGCUAUGGUUGCUGAGCCACCUCAUACGGCCAAUUCCUCAGCAGAAUAUUGCUUUGUGGUCGAAGAUAACAACAACACUGCUCCAUUGGAUUAUGGCGGUACUUUGAAUUGGUCAGGCCCAGUCCAAUCCUACGUGUUAGCUUCGUUCUACUGGGCGUACAUAGUGUCCCAAAUAGUUGGUGGACUGGCCACUCAAAAACUGGGAACCAAGCGCGUGUUUGGCUAUUCUCAGCUUGCCACCGCCUUAUCCAGUCUGUGCAUUCCAAUUGCUGCGGAAAGCCAUUUCGGCUUCGUGAUCGCUUUACGAUUCGUCCAAGGAUUCGCAUCGGGGCUGACAUGGCCUGCUAUGUACGCGCUAGUGGGGCACUGGAUCCCUGUGCCAGAAAGAAGUCGAUUCAUGUCCAGUUUUCAAGGUUUUAGCAUUGGAAUAGGAGUAACUUAUCCCCUAUGCGGAUUUCUGAUCGCUCAUCUCGGCUGGAGAUCGGUGUUUUAUACUACCGGUUCCAUUGGCGUCGCAUGGUGCCUUAUUUGGUACCUGCUCGCCUUCGAUAGUCCAGAAACUCAUCCACGAAUCAGUUUAAGGGAACAAAAAUACAUUAGAGAAAAUACUGUGAAUACCUAUGAAAAUUCCAGGCAGCAGCAGGUGCCCUGGAAGUCCAUACUUACUUCGAAAGCCGCUUGGUCCAUUGGAAUCACCACCUUUGGACGAAUUUGGGUCCAUUAUACGUUCAUCAUUUCAGGACCAACUUAUAUGAAGCGAAUUUUGGGAUUUAGCAUAGAGAAGAACGGUCUACUAUCGGGGGCGCCAUUUAUCUGCAGUUACAUCGCAUCAGUGUUUUUCUGCUACAUUGCCGAUAAAUUAGUGACUGGAAACUACAUGUCUCUAACUAACGUUCGGAAACUCAUGACCGCUCUCUCUCAAGUAGUUCCUGGCGCUUUGGUCCCAUUGGUCAGCUAUUUGGGGUGUGACAUUGAACUGGUUCUGGUUGUAUGGUUUAUUGCCGUCACCAUGAUUACAGCUUCUUAUGCUGGUGCUAUGGCUAACAUAGUGGACAUAGCGCCGAAUUUUGCGGGCCCCGUAUUAGCAUUUGCUCAAACCAUCCAUAUGACUGCGAGCUUUCUGAGCCCGCUAGCCAACUUUCAGAUGUUGGACAAACAGGAGCAUCUAAUGUCCGCUUGGCGAACGGUUUUCUACGUUUCUUGUCUUGUAGCCUGUGUCACUUAUGUGUCUUAUCAGAUGUGGGGAACCGGAGAUAUUCAGCCAUGGAACGAGUCGGUUGACGAUGUCGAUAAGAAGGAGGUGGAGGAGCUUGUGAAGUCGAAGAAUGAUGUAGAAAUCACUAAUGGAUUAGGCUCGAAUAGUAGCAGUAAGGAAAAUAAUUCGCAUACUAUUAGUAGAAAUGACAAUAUAGCUUGAGAGUGUCUGCGGCAAGUUCGGAUGUUCUGAGCGAAUGCUAUCUUUAGUUUCCUUGUACAGGGUGAUUUUGAUAAUUUUCUUACUUUUGUACUUACGGGUUCUACACUACAAUCUCACAAUUUUUAAAUCCCGAUACCCUUCUAUGGUUACAAUAUUGACUUAAACACUUUAGUUAGAUUGGGUGAAACGGUGCACUUCGGUCGGGAUUUCAUCGGCUCUAUAACUUAAAUAUUUUAGGGAACGAAAACUUGUUCUCCAAUUUCCUCAUAUUUAUUGUGAUAAAACUAGUUUUAAGGAGUAAUACAGUUUUAGAACACAAACAAAUUAUGGAAAAUAUAUUUAAAUAUGGAUGGUGUUAGGCGGUAGCCCCCUAUCAAGUUUUAUUCAUUAUACCUUUAUGAAAUGGAUUAUUUGAAUAGGACAAUCACAUAACCACCAAACACAAGUAUUCAAAGAGUGGCAACCGCAAAAUAAUAUCUUCUUACAUAAAGUACAAGUUUGCGGCCCUUUGAAUGCAACGCAUAUUGAUGUCUGAGUGUUUAAUUUUUCUGGACUAUAAUCCUUCUGAGAACUUGCUUACUUAAUAUUUACAUUAAUGCACCAAACAUUUAUGGCACAGCCUUACAUAAAUGUACUUAAUUUUAUAAUGGGAUCAGCUGCAUUGUCUUGAGCCGAACAUUCCAUUGAAAAUUCGUAUUAAUAUCCUGAACGGAAUAGCACUUGCAUAAUAUAAGGUAGAGCUUAAAACGUUCUGUUAAUUAAAUAAGGAAAUUCGCAGCAGGUGCUGCUGUAGAAAGUGAUUUUGUUGUUAGGGAAUUUUGGAGAAUCAGAGAUUUUUGCAAUUUGCCCAUCAAAAUGAUAAAGUUGUGCUAUUUAAGACAGACAUGUAGAGAUAUAUAUAUUAUAUUGUUCGAGAAUUAAACUUAUUUUUCCAUUAAAA
This is a messenger RNA of Dendroctonus ponderosae (mountain pine beetle), 2857 nucleotides long. RefSeq names its product putative inorganic phosphate cotransporter. The record is from RefSeq and is a predicted model, not a curated record. Gene Ontology annotation, biological process: monoatomic anion transport; transmembrane transport. Bases 331 to 1917 code for a protein of 528 amino acids. Gene Ontology annotation, molecular function: transmembrane transporter activity. Gene Ontology annotation, cellular component: plasma membrane. NCBI's taxonomy places the organism in Eukaryota, Metazoa, Arthropoda, Insecta, Coleoptera, Curculionidae. The transcript is spliced from 11 exons.